AUGGUGACUAACGCGGUGAAAUAUCUGCUCACCUACGUUGUGCUUCCGCUGCUUGUAUGUAAUCUCCUGUUACGCAUAUUUGCAGGCAUAACGUUUUGGUUGAUAAAUCCUUUAAGAUUAGAGAUAUUUCAUUUACACAUCAGGGGGAAGUGUAAUGUUGGUUCGCUUCGAUUCUCACCACGGCACAAGAAAAUUUUUGUAGAGAAUUUGACGAUCUUUAAACCUAGUGGGGACAAGCAGAAGAAGCAAGACAGUAGUGAGACUACUUCAACGAAAGGUUUCGAGAAAAAGGAAGAUGCAAGGGAUAAAAAGUCUCCGAGAUUGCUAGAAAAAUACUUGCCCAUCGCACUUAGAAUUUUAAAUGGUUUACAGAUUGAAAUUGCCAAUUUGACUGCAGAGCAUGUGCAAUUGGACGUGGAAGAUUUUAGAGCUGUUGUCAAAUACCAACAUAAGAGUAAGAACUUUACCCUCAAUGCAGACGUUCGAGGUGCCAGAUGGAUUGCUCAAUCUAUUUGUCAAGAUUUUUCACUAAAUAUAUCUACUAAAUUGGCGUUGCAUAAAUUAGGACAGGGAAUUCCUUUGGAGAACACUGUGACAGAUAUAAAAGUUUGUGAUGUUUUAGUACCUAUGGAUUUUAUCCAGAUGAUGAAGGCAUCAACGCCGCCUUCUCAAAGUCCAUUGAAGGAACAAGUGGUCCAGCAGGAGCAUUACAAGGAAAGUACAGAUCCUGAUUUUGAUGCUUCGCUGGACGAAGCUUUACAAGGAAUGGGUAAAAAAGUCGACAAAGUUCGUAAAAUUAUUGAGCUAGUUUCUGAAGUAAAUGUAGUGAUCGAUAAGAUUGCCGUCAGGGGUAUUUCAAUGGCGCCAAUUCCUGAACUACGCGAGUUAGAUGAAGCUAUGACUUAUAAUAUAUAUGCUUCUAAUAUUAAAUUGGAAAUUCGGAAGUUUGAAAGCCAUAUGCCUGGUUUUAAGUUAUUGUUUGCUGAUGAAGAUACUCCUAUAAAAAUGGGUUUAACGAUUUCAAAUUUUGCUAUAUCACUUGAAAUGAAGAAGAAGUGUCACUUCCUAGGUAAUCAAUCGAUUAAAGUAUUAGAAACUCCGAGUAUAUCCUUAUUUGGUUCAUCAAACUUGAUAUCUCAGGAAUUCGAAUUAAGUGAAGAAUCAGGUUUGAAAAAUGCUCUGCUAAGUCUUCGGUGUAACGUUCUGUCACCAACAUUUGACAUUGACGUAAAUCAUUUGUCCUUUUACAAGACUUUCAAAAGGAAUAUAAGUGUUUUUGCAGGGUCAUUACAAGACACCAGUUGCACACCAGCACACCUGACGGCAACUGUUUGGAAGAAGCAUCUGAUGUUGUUAUUUUUCAAGAGGUGUCUUCCUUUAAUAGAUCUUAAAUUCACAUUAGAGGAUGCAAGAUUGUUAAUUAGCGAUGGAGAUGACAUGAUGAUUUAUAAAUUGACGGCACUUUUACUCAGGUAUCACACUGAGCGGUAUUUAUUACAUGAAGCUAAGAAGGUAAGCGGUGUGAAUUAUGACGGGCGGCUUGCUACAGAAGUUUUGGGAAUGAGAUUGGAACAUUUGAACAAAGCUCAAAAUUAUGAAAAGAGGAUAGCGUCUAUUGAGAGCGUUUCGCUGAGAGUUGCUAUUGAUGUGGUUCCGGAGUUUUUGAUGUCCUCUUCGGCAGAUUUGAAUGCUUUUCAUGUUGACGUUUCUGAUCUUCCCACCAUGAUCGCACUAAACAACAUCUUUAGGAAACUCGACAUUCAGAUGCAAGCUGUGGAGCAGCAUUAUUUUAAGCCACUGUAUGAGAAAUUCGAAGAAAGAUUGCAUAUCGCCGAAAAGCAAAAGGCGAAGGCUCAAAGUGAAAUGGAAGCGCCUGAAAUUCUUCCUAGUUCCUUCAUUUUCAAAGAAUUACCUUCGUUUUUCGACUUCGUCAAAAUAUCUUUGAGUAAUUUUUCUAUUUCAGUUGGUUGUAGAUCGGUAUUCAUGCCUCCAGAGGUUUUUUCUAACAUUGAUGCUCAGAGUCCAGAGGAUAUGGUUAAUGGUCAGUUGAGAAAGUUAUGUCAUAAGGUGAAUGAAGUGGAAAUGGUCUUUUUUGGUAAUAAGACUCAAUUCCGCCAGAAGGACGAAGGAGAUAGAAUUAGGAUGGUCAAAUCUUCACCAGAUAGCGAUUAUAAAUCGUACAAGGAUGAUAGUUUGGAUAAUCUUUCGGGCAGUGAUGCAACGGAAGUAGCACAUCUAUGGAACUUCGAUUUGUUGAUAGAUGGUGUUUCGUUGGUUGUAAUUGCGGAAUCACCUGAAUCUGUAAAUGAGUUGACUACAAGGAGAGUGUUUGAACUGUCGGUAUUCUCAUUGAAAGUUUUCCCAGAUUUGGAUCCUUACGAUAGCGAACUCGGUUCAAAAGUGCUGGUGAGAUUUGAUACCAAGAGAAUUUUCAGCGUUACCUCUUUAAUGUUUGGUUUUUUGAUAAUAUCCGGGGUACACACUUUGAAGCAGAUUUUUGGUCGUGAUAUAGCGCACAAAGAUAAAGAAUCUAUGGCGAAGAGUCAUUUUAUGGCGCUAUCUGAGGCCAAGAAAAAGGGUUGUUACAGUAACGUAAAAUGGUCAGAGUUGAAGCAAUUUUUGGAUAUUCAGUUUGUCGUCGAUAGAUUUAGUCAAGUGAUGGACCUGCCGAAUGGCCUGAAGACAAGGUUAGAAUUCUAUUCUGUUUUUCUCACUUUAGAAAAUAUGAACGAUAUCACGUUUAUGGGAGACUACGCUAGAUUGUGUGUCGAGUCACCAGCUGUGAAGAAAUACUGGGUUCGUCUUGCAACAAUAUCACAGUUUAAAGUUUUGGCUAGUAUCUCCAAGUUUAAAAGCCAGGCAAAGAAAGAUUCAGGACGUUUUGCACUAUUUGAGCCUUCCAUCAUUUUAGAAAAUGAGUCUUGGCAUUUUAAUAUUCCUCACCAAUUCGAAAUGUACAGACUAUUUGACAACAUAUCAACCGUAGUGAAGUCGUUCAAACAAAUGAUUUAUUCUUUUAAAACGUGUAAGAGUGAUGUCGUUGUUUUCCCGAAGGUUGUCGAGGCACCUGCGCUACCGAAAAUCAAACUGUUGUCUCAAAGGAUGCAUUUUACCAUCGAUGAUGAUCCUUUCGAAGCAGAACUAAGUACAAUCUUUCAGAUUGGUUUGAAGGAACAAAAGAUAAGGCUUGCUAAACUAAAAGAAUUUGAUGAACAAAUCCAGGCCGAGUUAGCGGAAAAUGCCAAGAAUCAGCUACGUGGUAAUUAUAAGGGGACAAAUAACAACAAGGGUACUGACUUAUUCCAUAGGCUUGUCUCCUUUGGAGGAAAGACUGCCCAUAAGAAAAUGUUUCACCGAAAUUUAAUCCCCAAAAUUAACGUACCGUUUAAUAUAGAUGAUGGUGUAAAGGAGGAGGAAGAUGUGGACGAUGAACCCAUUGUAAUGAAUGAAGAAGAAGUUAUUCUGCAGAGAGCUGCAAAUCUUUUCAAGAAGCUGGAAGAAAACUUCUCUACAUCAUGGAUAAAUCGCAUUAAACAAUUUAAGCACACCCAAAGGGAGUCGUUCUACAAUAAUUUCUCCUACUUGUGGGGUAGCAUCGAUUAUACGAAACUUCCUCCGGAUGUGAACCACCGAGUUCUUCCUUUCUCUACUAAUCCAUUUUUGAGUACUUUGACAAUUGAAGAAAUCGAUAUCGAUAUUUUCCAACCUUCCUUCGGUGUGGACAGAACUGCAGAUUUCAUCCAUGAUGUUGGUAAGAAAGUGCCAAGGGAUACUGAGUAUUCUAUCCUAAUACCAAUGUACUUGGACGCCAAGUUCCAAGAAGUUAGGUGGCAUCUAAGAGAUUAUCCCCUUCCUUUCAUUUAUAUUCCUCGACUUGAUAAUUCACAAGGUUGUGAAAGAACUUCCAUUAAGAUACAUGGUGAUUUUGUGGUUGGAGAAGAUAUUAUUCGGUCUGAAAGCGAAUUGAGAACCCUUUUCAUUCCCCUCAUUCCAUCAAUUAUUAUGGAAAAUACGGAUUGUUACUAUUCCCUGCUAAUCCCAAGAACAAUCACUGCUAUGAAAGUCUUCACUGAUUUGAAACUCGAUUUCAAUUCUAUGCAAACUACUCAGGUCACUUGGGGUGGUGGUUAUCAACCUGCGAUUCAGCAAACAAUGCAGUGUUUCGAUAACUUUUCGAAACCACCAUUGGAUCCUUCAGGUAAAACGGGGUUCUGGGACAAGUUAAGAUACCUAUUCCAUGCUAAGAUUAAAAUAUCGUGGAAGAACCACGGUAGAUUUGAGGUUGGGCUGAAAGGUGGUAAGAGCCCACAUAAGAUUGGAGCUGAUGCUGCGGGUUUCUUACUGGGCUUCCAUAAGAACAUUGUACUCACUGUAAAUGAAGACGGAGACCCUAGAAAGUUUGUAUCUUGCUCUGCUGACGAAAUUUACUUCAGCAUACCCAAUUAUUUUGCCAAGCCGCUGUUGGUGUGGUCUCGUCCAAGUAGUCAGACCGUUUUUGUACCGAUUCACAGCGAACCUACUCUGCAGGAUUACGCAUUCUUCUAUUAUUUAUGCGAUCUCAAUACCACUCUAGAAAGGAUCAAACAGGUGAAAGCCAUGGGAUUGCAUUACAUCGAAAAGACCGGUAUUAAAUUGACGGGUGGUGUAACACUGAAUAUUGGAACAAUCUUUGAGCGCCUUAUUUCAGGAAGUAGGGAAAGGACUUUUGAUUCCGUUCCACACUAUAAAAUUCGGCUAAGUAACCCAAUUUAUUUGCCUGACAGACGUAAUCACGACUCUUACGCGGGUUUCCGGAGUGAUUAUAUUCAUCUAUCUUUCACUUUGCUAUCUGCUUCAUCUUCCGCAUACAAUACACUCCAAUUGAGUCCAGCAGGACUCGUUACCUUUUUGAAAUGGUGGAAAUCGUUUGCAGGGAAUUUCCCUGUAAGAAGUGGUCCAUUAUUUGGUUUGCAGAGUAUCAGUCCCAAGUUUGGUGAUCAUUUGCGUACUAUAUCAUAUCGUGCGGACGUUUCCCCUCUAUUCGUUAGCUACACUGCACACAGUGUGGACAUUUCCCGAUUGACUAAGAAGGUGCAAUCAGAUGUUCGAGAAUUCGCAGGUGUUAAAGCUAAAGCUACCAAGUUUGUAAUGGACCUUCAUCAGAGAAAAGAAGUACUGAUUACCUUCCAAGAAGAACUCAACAGAACGAAGCAGAUUAUGAAGUUGAAUUUCGUGGGAGGAGAGGUUUUAGCCGAGAAACUGGAUAUUCGUACAGUUCAAGGCAAGUUCAAGCCCAUGAAAACCCCAGAAGACAAAAAUAGUGGUGUAUUUGAGGUCUUUGAUAAUGAUAUGGCUUGGUAUGAUGUCACAGAUUUCAAAGAAGCUUAUGCACUCGGUCUAGAGAACUACAUUCCUCAUGUGCGCAUUAAACCUUUCUUGUAUACACCGCAUUUUGUCUACCGUAAACGUGCUUCUUACGGUGAUAGGUACCAGGUUGAUCCAAAGGACCAUCAUUCUAUUCCUCCAUUUAGAAAUGACGUUUCCCAUGAUUGUACCUUAGGCCAUGCUGAGCACUUGCAAUUAGGCAUUUUAAAACAGAGAGUUCAUACUCUCAAAGAUUUGAGAACCAAGAAAGCUCAAGAAAACGGUGAUGCUAGUCAUAAGGACUUCAUGCAGAAACUUGAUUUGGAGAUUGAAAAAGCCCAAAAUUUGUUUGAGGAUUUCGAACAUAUGCAAAACCACAAAGGAGACUCUGCCGAUUCGCAUGAGUACCAUUAUGAGCUGCCAAAUCUAAUGAAGCGAUUUCUUUCGGAAUCGUAUGAACAUCGUUAUUGUGUCAAUUAUGCACUGUUGAGGUGGAAUGAGGAUACGAGGGACGCACUUUUUAAGUUUUUGCAUUAUAUUUCUUUGGCUCAUCAAUUCUCUCAACUUUCCGCUACCAAAUCCUUGCAAAUCAUUGAAGAUGUGGUGAAACAAAAGACUGAAUCGGUUUUAACUGAGGAAAAUCAUCAUCAUGGAUCAAACCCAACUAAAAAACCAACUAAAGAUAUUGACUGGGAUGCUUUGGAUGGAAGCAAUAUCAAUUAUAUGCUUUCAAGUAUUUUGGAGAAACACAUGUCCGAACUUGAGGUACCUGUCAAACAUAUUUUGCGCAACAACCACUUUGUUGAAUUUCUGAGUCCUCAGAUUCAAAUGGUUAGUCAUGAAGAGCCAGAUUCCUGUGUCAUGCUUACAUCUUCUGGUAUGAAAAUGGAGGUCGUUUCGUUUGACGGUGAUCUAAACGGUGAUGAAUAUAGAAGGAACACCAUGUUGAAACGCUAUGGUAUACACGUUGUUAACUCAAACGUGUUCCAUUUCCAUAGGAAAGACUUCAUGGAUCAUCCAGCCAUGUAUUUCGAUAUUGCCGCUUAUGGUCAUGUUGAAGGGACUUCGUGGCCACCGUGGGUAGCAUUGGAACUAUGCUUCGAUUCUAACCAAGUUCCGGAGGAAGCAAUUAUUAUUAAAGACCUUUCUUUCAUUCUGUGUUACGAUAAGCUUUCAGGCCUUUCGAGUUAUUAUAAUAUAAUGAAGGAAAGAUUGCAAAACAAAUUGGGCGGCUAUUUCCCAAAGGUAUCCAUUUCAUCAGAUUCAAAGACUUAUGCCUCUGUCUACAGGUUGGUGAAGACUUUAUGUCUCUACAGUGAACCAGACAGUGCUGAAUUGAGGAAACAGAUAGAUAAAUUGACGAUUGGAUUUGAUUUGGGCAAUGUUACAGAGAUGAGGAAUGCCAUCCAAGACUUACAUGAAAAUUUAAGGAUGCUAUCUACUGUGGAAAGUGCCUUUUUAUUCAAGCGACAAAUUCUGGAUGAUGCAGACAGAUUUGACUUCGAAAACGUUCAGAGCGAAAAACUUUAUCACCUAUUGAAACUCUAUAUCAUGAUAGAGGUCUUCAUUUCAAAUAGCAGAGGAUCCGAUGAUGGUGAAGACACCUUAUUUUGGGACUUCCAUGUGGGUACCAUAGGAUUACAUCUGCUCAUGGAAAGGGUCAAACCGUUCUUAGACGUAAAUGUUGAAGGUGUGCAUAUUGAAAGACUAGAAUCAUCUAAUGGAUUCAACAAUAACAAAGUUGUUGCGAAUGGAUUCCAUAUUAGAGAUAUGAGAGAAGGUGUCAUUUUUCAAAACGUCGUCGGUCCUCUCGAUUCGAAACAUUUGACAGAUGACGAAAAAGCUAAAAGCGCACCGCUUGUUUCUAUCGAAUGGCAGAUGGAUGAGCCUGUCGGUGGUAUAAAAGUUGCAAAGAGUGUUGAUACUAGAAUUACUGGACUAAAUUUAAAUUUAGAAAAUGAAAUGAUUACAAAAGUGGUACAGUGGUUUUUGCCGGAUGAGCUAAAGAAUUCAGUGCUAGAUGACAGUUCUGAAGAUAGUGAAUCAUCAGGUUUAGUAUCGGCAAUUGCAGAUACAGAGGACUACGACAUUGGUAGAGAGAUUGCUUUAGAUGAACAUAGUGAUUUAAAUGAAAUGGUCCAAAGAUCUUCAGAUUUCGUGAUCCUUGAGCAUCUGAACCUCAAUACCUUUAAAGUAUGUGUUUCUUUCAGAGGUACAGGUGCUCUGAGGUUAGCCAAUGUUACAGAUUUUGUCUACAAUUUCCCUACGUUAAAACUACAACAUCAAACUAUGCGUGUCGCUGAUCUACUAAUCAUUUUGAAGAAAGUAUUGAUUAAAGAUUUAGUUAAACAUACGGGUAGAUUUUUAGGUGCAAAAGUUACUAGGAGACGAGAUUCUGGCUCAGUUAGUGGUGAAGGAAAUGGUACUACGUCGAUAAUGGGGCCUAUGAAAAGGUUACCAUCCUUCUCUAGCAGCACUGGGAGUAAAUAA
Zygosaccharomyces rouxii is the source of this 7833-nucleotide messenger RNA. It is a transcript of the gene FMP27, whose product is annotated as Fmp27p. The record is from RefSeq and is a predicted model, not a curated record. The coding region runs from base 1 to 7833 and encodes 2610 amino acids. NCBI's taxonomy places the organism in Eukaryota, Fungi, Ascomycota, Saccharomycetes, Saccharomycetales, Saccharomycetaceae. The transcript has a single exon.